AUGAAGAAUAUUGAAUCGAUAUGUCAUAAAUGUGUAAAUUACGAUUCUCACAACCGAAUUAUCAAAAAAUAUAAACCAAAAAAUGUAUCGAGUUGUCAAUAUCCUGUUACCAAAAAUAAUUUUGAUGGACUCUUUAACAUUAUAUGGGAUGAUUACAUGUUAAAAUAUAAUCUCAUGUCAUCACCAAUAUACCUUAGUGGUAUUAAUAAAUAUGGUGAAUUUGUAGAUAAAGAAAACAAUAAAAAUAAAAUAUAUAUAGAAGAAAUAACAUAUGAUAAUUUUAAAUCUUUAUUAAAAAAUGACCAAAAAAAUAUCUUAGAUUAUUGUGAAAUAGGAAAAUAUGAGAAAAUAAUUAACACCAAUGAAGUAUUGAAAAAACAUAAUAUCAAAUUACAGAUAUUGAGAAAAAAUAUAUGUGAGAAAAUGAAAGAAGAAUUACCUAAAAAAAAAACUUUUUUAAUUGAUUUAAUAAAAAACAAUAAAAAUUCUGAUUUAUUAAUGUAUAAAGAAUUCAUAUACAAUUUUCUAAGAAAUGAAAAUAUCUUAAAUGAGUUUGGUAAAGAAAAAAUAGUUGAUUUAGAAAAAAAACGUUUAAAAACUUUGGAAAAAAUAUCAGUAUCAGAUUGGUUUAAAUGGUGGAGAUACUUACUAAACAAUCUGAAUAAUUUGAAUAUCAUCGAUAUUUUUUGGAUUUUUAAAAAAAUCGAAGAAUUAGAAGUAUAUACCAAAGAUAAAAAUUUUUAUAAAUUAAUCAUAUCAACAUUUGUCAAAAAUCUAAUCAAGUGUAAUCAAGAAUACGAAAAUAUAUGCAUACCUGAAAUACUCAAAAUGAUCAAAUCUGAAAUUAAUUGUAAAACAUUGACUACUGAUGGAUUAUAUAGUUUAUUAUUAAAAAAUGAAAAUUUCAAUAAAUUGGUCAAACUAAAUAUCAAUGAAUUAAACGAAAUACAUUAUUUCAUGACAAUACAAAAAACAAAAUUAAAAAAAGCAUGCAUGACUGAUUUUAUCAUUGAUGAAUUUUCUACAAACAAUAGAUUUGAAAAUUUUUUCGAGCAUGGUAACUACGAACCAUACUUUUGGAAAGAAUUAGAAAUAUCUGAAAAUGAUAAAAAUAUCAUUGAAAAAAAUUGGUUCAAAAACAUGGAUAGAUUAAUAAAAUUAGAAAAAAAAACAAAUAUGAAUCAAUACAUCGAUAGAUUGUUAGAUAUAUCAGAAUCUUUAAAAAAUAAUCAACUUUACUACCUUGAAUCUCCUAAUUUAUUCUCAGAAUAUUUAAAUUCAGAAAAAGAUUUACGUAAUGAAUAUAUCAAUAAUGAUGGUCCUAUCGCUGAGCUAAUUAAAUUAUCAAACAUACCAGAAAUUGAUAAAAAUAAAUUUGAAUUAUGA
This is a messenger RNA of Scutellospora calospora, 1386 nucleotides long. The record is from the annotation of a GenBank genome assembly. Lineage: Eukaryota; Fungi; Glomeromycota; Glomeromycetes; Diversisporales; Gigasporaceae.